GGGUCAGCAUGAAUCGACGGCAGGGAGGAGUGACAUCUGCAGCAGCUCUUGCUGUUUGACGACAGCAUCGAUACUUUGUACAGCCUGAAGACUGGGCGGUGACCAAUUGUAUUCAGAAGGUUUCUUCGAAAAUGGCUUCAACUCAGUCUGAAACUUUCCUCCAGAAAAUUAUAGAGGAGUGCAAAGUAAGGUGGCUCCGACCAGCCGAAGUGCAGUUCAUUCUCGAAAAUUACAAGCAGCUCAACCUCGACGUUCGCGUACAACCUGUCAAAGAACCAGAAAAAGAAGAGGAGAAGUUGAAAGAGGUGGACAAGGAAGAGGAGGAAGAUGAAACGCCACUGCAAAGGAAGAGGGGGCAGCACGGUGGCAGCAAAGAUGAAGAGAUGGAGAAACGGAUUUCGGAGUGGGUCGCCAACUUAUCCCUGGGCGAAGACGAAGAGGUAACCAUGUAUAUCCCCAAGGACGAGCAGGAAGCCGCUAUGAAGAAAUGGGAAGAAGAAGAAGAUGUGCUGAACCGGCAGGCGAUGGAAGAUGAAACGAGGAUGGUGUGGAAACUCGCAAUGAUGAGGGAGAAGAAAAGAAGAGUGGAGGCGGCAAGUGAGGCGGUUAAAGAGCUGGAGGAGGUGCAAAAACUAACUCUACGAUUGAGCCCCCAGGUAGACCUCCAACAAAAGGUGGAUAUCAUUGCCCAGAGCGUCGAGCGUUUAGCGAGAGUACAAGAACAGCAAUACGAGUUUAGCCGAAGUCAAGACAUAGCUGUGUGUUCGAUGCGGAUGGGGUUCCGGGACUUUGCCCGCGAAUUGGUAGGAGCUGUAGGAGCCAAGGUGAAUCAUCGCCUCGAGAAGACUGAGCGUUUUUGUGUUGGCGCCAUUGAAGGCGUCAAGGUUGCAGCUCCCAAGGAGGGCGAGCCGCGUCCUCGUAGGGAGCCAGUCAAAGUCUCCCCGGAUCAGCAUGUCUUGAUUGCGAUCCAUGCGCUCAGAGACAAAGCUGCCAGCUUUGCAAGGUCCCUAGUUCGCGCCGCCAACUGCAAUGAUGAUGUCGUUGCCUAUUCGUCAUUCACCCCCCUCGCUGAGUUCAUGAAAUUGCUGCACGAGCGAUUUGCAGACGUCGCUCGAAGUGUCAAGGCCUCAGACAAGCUCCAGACGAUCCAUGCUCGUAAGUGGAAGAGUGCCAGAGCGCUCAAGAGCACAAUGGAGGAACUAGUAGCUGUCCCUGACCACGGGGUUACAGACACCCAAUUGGUUGCCCUCUUUUACAGAGCUAUGCCAGAAGCCUUUCGCGGGCACUUCUUCGCGAAGAGCGAAGACCCUGCCACCACUUACGAUUCCCUUAGCCGUGAAGUGGUGGCCUUUGAGGCAAAGUCUGUGUCAGUCUCCAUCUUCUGGCACAAAGAUUUGGAUAAGGGAAAGCAAUGGGAGGGCCGCACUAUCUCUGGGCAAGUGAAGACUAAGGAUAGUCUUGUCCUAACCUUAGAUGAGGGUAGUGUGGACGAGAUCCCCUACGAUCAGAUUGAGUGGGGAUUAGAGGAGGAGGACAGCGGUGUGGGCCAGGGGAGAACUUACGCUGCUGUCGUGGCUGGAGGGAGGCCGCAAAGAGGAGGACGAGGCCAGGGCCAAGGGGGCCGGGCCUCAGGGAGCCGGUUCCAGGGUGACCAGGGGGUUGGCGGCAGAGGAGGAAACCGCCAAGCAGGAGGAAGGUGUCAAGGCGGGUGUCUAGAUAGCUUCCCAGAGACUGCUUGUGUUAGGGUCUCUCUAGACACCUCCCUCACAGGCGUGGCCGAAGAGUUGAAGGAGAGGAGGCCCGCCUGGGCCAAGAUGAAAAAGGAGAAUAAAGGGCAGCUUAUAUUAGUAGAUACAAAGAUUUUUAGAGGCAGAGUAGGGGCCCUAGUAGAUUCAGGGGCCACCCGCAACUAUAUUAGCAAGAAAGCGCUGCAGAAGUUGAAGUUGGGACUUAAAGUCCAGAAGCUAGCAGACCCUAUAGUCAGUAUCCUUGCGGAUAAUCGCACGAUGCGAGUAGAGGAUUACGCAGAGGGAGUCCAGGCGUACUUCCGCCUAGAGCAGGAUGGGAAAGUGGAGAAGGUCCUCCACUCCCUAACUCUCCUCGUAGAAGACAGCCUCCCAUUUGAUAUUGUUCUGGGGAUGGAUUGGGGAGAGGCAGCCGGGGCCACGCUCCAUUUGAAGGAGCACGAGUGUAGGCUCCCUAGUCCUUCAGGCGAGGCUAAGACUGCCCGCCUGUUCCACGUGUCAGGAGUAGAGAAUCCAUUGGCACAUUGCUGCCUUAGUGCGCCUGCAUUCGCCAGAUUAGUAAAGAAAGAGAAAUUGGAGGAACAGGUCUUUGUUGCCUAUGUUAGGCCAGUGACUGAGCCUACGGAAGAAAAGUCGGUGGACCCUGCGAUUGCCAAGCUGCUGGAAGAGUUUAAGGAUUUAACUGAGCCGCCGACAGGCAUGGUGCCGCGGCCCAUCCAGCACCGUAUCGAGAUAAAGCCUGGCAGUAAAACUCCUAAGGGUGUUGUGUAUAGGAUGACUAGAAAUGGGCACUAUGAGUUCAUAGUGAUGCCCUUUGGACUAACCAAUGCGCCAGCUACGUUCCAGCGUUGUAUGAACGAUUUGUUUAGGCCUUGGUUAGAUAGAUUUGUUGUUGUCUACUUAGAUGAUAUCUUAGUGUUUAGCAAGAUCCUCCAAGAACAUCAGGGUCAUCUCAGGCAGGUCUUGGAGAAGCUGAGGGAAGCUAACUUCAAGAUCAAUGCAAAGAAGUGCGAUUGGGCAAAGACCCAAGUUUUGUACCCAGGCCACGUCUUAGACGGAGACGGCGUUAAACCAGAAGAUUGUAAAAUCGCAGCGAUUAGAGAUUGGUCCACGCCGCGCACGCUGACAGAGUUGCGCUCGUUCCUGGGCCUAGCUAACUAUUACAGGAAGUUCGUGAGGAACUUUUCCACCAUCGCUGCGCCCCUUCGUAGAUUGUUGAGGAAGGAGACCAUCUGGAAGUGGGACAAGGACUGUACGUCUGCCGUGAAGAAAUUGAAGCAGGCAAUGAUAGAGUACCCGGUCCUUAAGGUAGCCGAUCCGUCCUUGCCUUUUGUCGUCACUACGGAUGCUAGUCAGUACGGCAUAGGCGCGGUGUUGCAGCAAGACGAUGGCAAUGGUUAUAGACCCGUAGAGUUCAUGCCCGCCAGAAUGCCUUCAGAGAAGGUCGCGACAUCUACCUAUGAGAGGGAACUUUACGCUCUCAGGCAAGCCUUAGAACAUUGGAAGCACUACUUGCUUGGGAGGCACUUCAAAGUCUAUUCCGAUCAUGAGACAUUAAGAUGGUUAAAGACGAAGGCCAAGAUGACACCUAAGCUUACUAGGUGGGCCGCAGAGAUAGAUCAGUACGACUUUGAGCUCAAGCCAGUCAAGGGGAAGUAUAACGUAGUUGCGGAUGCUUUGAGUAGGAGAGCUGAUUACUUUGGGGCAAUAGUGCAUUACUUAGACAUAGGGAAGGACCUGCAGCAGAAGAUUAGAGAAGCCUAUGCACAGGACCCUAUCUACAGUGACCUCCUUAAGAAGGUCAAGGAGGCCCCAGAGACCGAGCCGAACUACCGCACUACUGAAGGGUUGCUUUUUGAGAAGACUAAUAUAUUUGACCACCUGUGCAUUCCCAGUAGUGAAGAGUUCAGCCCGUUGACCUCGCUUCAGAGGGAGCUCAGAGAGAUCCAGCAGGUCGAGAUGCUCCGCCGGAAGUUAGAGAAGGACCUGAAAGAUGCUACCGAUAGAGAAAAUGCGAUGAAAACUAGAGCAGCCAGGCUUGAAUCUUUAGAGGCUGACAAGGCUGAACUAGAGGGCUUGGAUGAGUCAGCGUUGACUGACCCACUGAAGGUAUUGAAGAAGAACAUGCUGUCAUUACACGCACACGUGGACAGCAAGUUAGACUUCAUGCAGAGCACUCUAGACCAGAUCCUGGAUGCUUUGACAAGGCCAGGAUUCCGGCCACCAGCACAAUCGCCGUUGCCGUUAUCGGCGAUGUCAGGCCCCUUUCCGGUUCAAGCUGGCACACAGCCAAGUGGAACAUCUGCAGCACCCGCUCAGACUGUUGCAUCUUCUUCUUCAGGUCCAGCGGUGGUUGCUACACCACCGCAACAAUCUGUUCCUGCACAGGGACAGCAACAAGGUCAAUGGUAUCCCAAAACCCCAAUGAAACCGCCUCUUGCCUUCUCAGUCGAGAGAAAGGACGAGGAACUCAACACAUGGUUGAGGACCGUCCCGAUUUGGGUGAAGGCAAAGAGGACCUUGCCUGAGGACGAAGUGGUAACUGCCGCAUCUUACAUCGAGGGUAAGGCAGCCAAGUGGUUAGAUGGUGUAGUUAUCAAGGCCGGGUAUGGGAGACGCAUGGCGGACUGGGCUAAGUUCUGGCCGACUGGGCCCCUUCAUGUUGGGGUCGUGAUUCAGGGUCUGAAUCGUAAAAGCCCUUUUAUGUUCAUGUCUUCUGCGGUCUCUGCCGCUCACAAACUCAGACUUGAACCAGGUGGACGAUUCUAUCUAUUUGAUAAGAAGACGUGCCGCUUUUUUCGGAAGGAUGGGCACUGCUGGCAGAAAAAACGGGAUGGAAAAACAGUGAAAGAGUCACAUGAGAAGCUGAAGGUGGGUAGUGCGGAGGUCUUGCAUUGCUACUAUGCAACAGGGCAGGACAAUGGGAGGUUUCAGCGGCGCAGCUAUUGGCUGCUGGAGGAGGAGAGAAUCGUACUUGUCCAUUACCUUGAAAAACCUGAGGCAGCAGAAAGGGCAGUGGCAACGAUCAAUGUGUCCAUUCCUGGAACUGUGACUGAGGAAGCUACAGAUCUGACACCGUCAACAUCCCAGGGAUUGACAAUGCCUCAGACCCCAGAUUUUUCAGGGGCCCCUUUACCUGCAGGGGAUGCUCGAGGAGAUCCUUUUGAUGAGACCAACAUAUCUGAUGUGGACUCAGAUGCCGAUAUUGGAUAUUUUCACUAUUUGGCACUGUCCCCAAAACCUGCACAAGAACAACAUCCACAUCUGGAAGGUCGUGUGCCUUCUACAUCUUACAUGUUAAAUGACAUGGUGACUGGCUCCACUAACCCUGCCACCAUAAUUGGAUCUGAGCACUCAAACCAGCAGGAGUGGGGGCAUGUCUCCUGUUCAAUUCCCUUCUCAACGUCGCUUUCGUGGGGAAGUGGAGAAGAACAAAUGGAUGGGCAAAUCUGUGAUCCUGAUGCUCAGUCAGAUGAUUGGGGGCAUCAUUCUCUACUGCAGAUCCAUAAAGAGAGCCAUCCGCCGCUGCAGGCAGGUGGGCAACAGUGGGAAGAAGAACAAGCUGACGUAAGCUUCAAGGGUGGAGAUCUCGUCUGGUCUCCAUCGGAAUCAGAGGAGCUACAGUACCAGAGGAACGACGGAAAGCCGGUUAUAUGGAAUGACCACAUGGAUCCUGGGCCAUCUUCAGGAGAUGAGUGGCCAAGCACUAUUCUUCCGCUGCCUGAAGAUCACAAAGACGAUCAACUGGGAGUUCUGAGGAGUCAUCCUCCCAAGAUAACUCUAGCUGAUGGACCCGAUCAGGGUAUCAACUGGCUCUUACUGGAUGGUGGAGACUUGGAUGAGCCUUCACCUUCAUCAUUGCUUGUGGGGCCUCAAGACCGUGAUGAGGGUUUUAGCGGAGCUUCUGAUGGUGAACACGCUGCUCCCAAUGAAAUGACAGAGGUGGAGGAAAGCUUCUUCCAAAGCGGCAGCAAGAGUUCAUUAUCAAAUCGCUCCCACCAGGUGCUGGGCACUAUUGCAGGUGAGGCACGCCACAACACCACCUGGGGAACAUAUACACAGGCCCCAAAGAUCGGGGAUGGAGAGAACUGCAAAGGGCCAAUUAGUGCCACUGUGGCACAGGGCGAAGGGACAGGCUUUUUACCUGGUUUACAUCAGCAUACUGUUUAUCGACAGCAACGUCCUCAACCUAGUAGUCAGCAGCAGCCACCAAUGGAGCAGAGCUCGACUUCCGACGUGCUCUAUAAUGUUCAACCUCCUCAUGAUUACCAACUGAAUUCGCACGAGCAUUUUCUGUCUUCAAAUCUCCAGCAGCAGCAGCAGCAGCAGCAGCAGCUAUACCAGCAGGAGCAACACCAGCAGCAAUACCAGCAGGAGCAACACCAGCAUCAAUACCAGCAGGAGCAACACCAGCAGCAAUACCAGCAGCAUCAGCGAUUUCAGCAGCAAUACCAGGAGCAGCAGCAGGAUCGAUACCUUCAGAAGCAGCAGCAGUACCCCUAUCACGAGCAGCAGCAUUUGCCGCCGCAGCCAAGUUCAUCAGCUAGCCGGGCAUCAGAAGAUGAGCGAGGUUCUGAGGAAGAUGCCUUCGCUGACGAGUUGGAUGACGUGGAGAGCUUGAUCCCUAUGCCUUUCUCCGAGGUUGAGGUGCCUCAUCGUUUGGAACAACACGGGAAGCCCGAGUUUCCUGAAUGCCAAAGAGUAAUGCCUGGUUACUUAAUGGAAGGAAAAGAAAAGAAAAUACCAUCUCAACAAGCACGCUAUCUGGACAAGGUGGCACUGAGAAUUUUCCCUGAAAGGGCAGGUGUUGCUCACAGCCCAAUGGAAAGCACAGGUUCUGUCAGUGUAAGUACCACACCCAUGCCGAAACUUUUUGGUCACGUAGUUGAUAUGAUGAGAAGAGAUGCAGUCAAGACUGGUAUUGAUGACGAAGUUGAUCGACAACUCACGGAGCGCUUGGAUCGCUUACUGCUCAGUGAGGAUGCAGCUUCAUCCAUCCAAUUUGCAAAACUCACCAUCAGCGCAGCGCACCAUCGCUACAUCAUUGAGGAUUUCGCUCCCCAGUGGGUUUUUACAGGGGACCAUCAGGCCAAGGUUAUUGUCAUUGGUCAUGUCCAAGACCAUUCGGUAAGGUCUUGGUUCUGCAAAUUCGGUGAUGUGGAAGUGGAGGCAGACAUGGUGAGGGAUGGUAUCUUACGGUGCAAACCACCAGUUAGACAGAAGGAAGAAAAGGUUCUGUUUUGUGUCACAUGUGGUGAUGGCAAUUGCUGCAGCAAUGUGAGAGUCUUUGAUUAUCGUGGCCAAGGAACUGGAGCUGAGAACGUGACGCAGAUGGGAUUGCUGAUCCGCAUUGUCAAGACAGUCCUUUCUGAUGAGUUGGACAACCAACUGGCAGACGAGGCUGUCAGAACGGGGACGGAUCGCAACCCUGGUGCUCUCGGGGAAUGGGAGUGGUUGCUGCGGGGGGAGCAAUCUCUUGCAUAUGUGCAGGAACAUCUGCUUCAGAUGCUAUUGAAGCGACGGCUGUCUGAGUGGCUCCAUAAACAAUGCCAGAUGUCAUAUCGAGGACAAGAUGGUAACCCCUGUACAGCUGUUGACAGGCUGGAUAACACUGGAAUGGGCAUAGUGCAUAUUGCUGCUGCUCUGGGUUAUGGUUGGGCAGUUUCAAUUCUGAGAGCAGCGCAGGCUAGCCUGGACUCAUGUGACUUAGGUGGGAGGACACCCUUGCACUGGGCCGCAGCUUUUGGACGGGACUUGACAGUUUCAACACUACUGGCAGCAGGUGCCUUGCCAGGAAUUUUGUUAAAAGAUACAUGGACAGCUGCAGAGCUUGCUGGAAUGACAGGACACCAAGCAAUCUCCGCCAUGCUUUCCCUGAGCACACUUGAACAAAGUGAGGACAUGCUUUCCUCAGAGUUAUCCCGUACUGGCAUCAUGGCUAGCAUCCAGGCUCACGAAGCUGGACAGGAUGCAGUUGCAAGAGCCAUGUUGUAUGAAGAUGCACAUGAGGAAUAUCUGGACUCAACUCCGCAAGAUGAAGAAGAAGCAAAAGCAGCUGUAUACAGAGCAGCCAGGGCUGCCAGCCGGAUUCAAGCUGUGUAUCGCCAGUAUUAUGCUCGAAAGAAGGAAAGCGAGAGGGAGGUGAGGAAGCUGUUUGCAGCAAGAAAAAUCCAGAGAGCGUAUCGAGGAUUUCAGAAAAAGAAAUUAAAAAAGCGCACAGAGGCAGCAACCAAGAUUCAGAAGGUGUACCGUGGUUGGAGAAGGCGGAGAGAGUUCGUACAGAAACGGAAAAAGAUCGUCAAGCUGCAGGCACUGUGGAGGGGCAGAAGGCAACGGACAGAGUAUCGGAAGAUGCGAAAUGCUUUGAGGGUGAUUGAGGUGGCUGUCGUCCAAUGGCGGAACCGUAGGCGAAAGAGCCUUGAGGCACAGCUGCUUUCAGCAGCUCAAGAAGAGAAAGACAAGGACACUCUCAGGUCAAACAGGCAAGGGGAGGAAUGGAGGAAUGUUGGAGGUGUUCAUCACCAAGCGGCACUUGAACAAGCUGUGCUAAGAGUGCAAGCCAUCUAUCGUUCAAAGCGAGAACAAGUAAAUCAAUUCCGUAAGAUGAUGGAAGAGAAACAAGCCCAGAAGGAACAGCACCAGGCGGCAGCCGAGGCUGCCCGCCUACAGGCUGAAGCGGAAGCAGCAGCUGAAAAGCAGCGGCUUCAGGCCGCAGCUGACACAGAUGCCCAGGUCCGCUGCAAGGAGGCCCAGGAUCUGCUGCAGCAGCACGAAGCUGCCAGCGUCGACAAGCUCAAGUUCUGGCAUUUUGAACCAUCCGAGGGUCAUGACGACGUGGCACCGGAAGAGCAGCUCAAGGAGUUUCUCUCCAAACUUGUGACCCGGUUGGUUUACACUUGUAACCACCUGCAGUCCAAGCUGGGGAAUCUUCGACGGGCAGUGCGGAACCACAAGGAUCUGUACGAGGAUGCUACAAUGGCACUUCUUUCCCGUGUACAGGACUUGGAGCAAGCAGCACCAGGACCAGAUGCUGGCGAACCCAGCAAUGCAGCCUCAACCCGCCAGUUGGAGCAACGAGUUGACCAUGUAGUCGCAAUGCUCGACGACGUCAGCACCUUCGCGGCACUAGCCACCAUCAGCAAGCAGCUUGACACCUUGAAGAUCGAUGUUCGACAACUACACCAGCCCCCCGACAAUGAUAGCAGCACCAGUGCAUCGCGGCCGUACAAGAUGCGGACGUUCCGGAUCAAGAAGUUUGAUGACUAUACGCAUCAGGACCCAGUCGUCUGGUGGCAAGGCUUUACAACGGAGAUUGGGAUUUAUGAGGUCCCCAAUCACUUGUACAUCUCGGCGCGAUUCCUCAACGCCAAGGGCGGAUGCCAGAUCUGGCUCAGCCACAUGGCAACCAUCCAAGGCGUCCAGGUCUCCGACCAGAUCUCCUGGGAUGAUAUGACGAACGAAUGGAAGAAGCGGUUCAUUGUGGACGACGCCCCGGCGCUCGCUAUCAACCGCCUCUUCGCCAUGACUCAAGGCAACACACCGACACGCGAUUGGCUCACAAAAUGGCAAAAGAUCGUGGCAACAUCCGAUCUCGAGUUGCCAUUUUCGCAUCUGUGCUGGGAGUUCUACAACCGGUCGUGUGCCGCCUUGAGCCUUGCACUCGGUGAUCGAGAAUAUGAUACACACGAGAAGUCGGUGUGGCAGCCAGCCUACGUGGAAAAAGGAACAUUUGGUCCGCGUCUGCAGCCUGUUGCUGCAGUCCAACUGGACAACCUUGUGGAAGACCCGGCAGCCACCCCAGCAUCACGUGAGGGAGAUCAGGUGGCCGUCGUCCAGCUGCGAAGCAACAACUCACGUGGAAAAGGGGAGGCGAAAACAGCAUCGCCGGUCGGAAAUGGACAGCCAGUACCAUGGGUCAAGUCCAACUUGACCGAGGCCGAAUAUAACCAAGACUUUAUGGUACGCGCUGGCCUUGGGCCACGCGUUCGGAGGAAGUCACGGCCCGCACAAGUCACGUUGGUCGACCAUCACAUGCACAAGUCAAUCGACUGGUACAUUGAUUCCGUCCUCGUGUACUUAGCCACGCAUGCAAGCGAGAUCGUGUCCUUCGACAUUUUGGACACCAAGUUCGACAUGAUUUUGGCCAUGUCAUGGCUGCGAAGUGAGGACCACCCGGUGAACUUCUACAGCCGCACCGUUCACAUUCGUGAUUGGAAUGGAGUACCAGUCCCGUGCACGGUGCUUCCUCCUCGUCCUUCGAUCAAUUGUCACGUGGUGUCUGCCGCGAGCAUUCGAGCUUCCAUCACCCGGGAUGACAUCGAGGAGAUGGGUGUGUGUUAUCUCCACGCCCUCCCUCCCCAUGACAUCUCAUCGACGGACCCACGCAUCACCGAGCUUCUAGACGCCUACGGUGACGUUUUCGAAGCCCCAUACAGAGUAGUACCGGAUCGGCUAAUCCGCCAAGAGGUCGUCCUCGAGGCCGGGGUCGUACCUCCUCGUGGUUGCAUCUACCUCAUGAGCGAGGAAGAGUUAAGUGUGCUAUGGGCACAACUCGACGACCUUCUUGAGAAAGGUUGGAUUCGGCCUAGCUCUUCGCCAUACGACGCUCCCGUUCUCUUCAUCUUGAAGAAGAACAAGGACUUGCGGUUGUGCAUCGAUUAUCGCAAGCUCAACGCGCAAACCGUCAAGAACGUCAACCCUCUCCCGUGCAUCGACGACCUUCUCAAACGGCUGGGCGACGCUAAAUUUUUCUCCAAGCUUGACCUCAAAUUGGGAUAUGACCAACUCGAGAUCCGACAGGAGGACCGCUACAAGACCGCGUUUAAAACAAGAUAUGGGCAUUUUGAAUGGCUGGUUAUGCCUUUUGGCCUUAUGAAUGCCCCGGCCACGUUCCAAGCGGCUAUGACAACGGAGUUCGGACACAUGCUGGACAGAUUUGUACUCAUCUACCUCGACGAUAUCUUGGUGUACAAGUCGGAGUUUGGACGAGCAUGUGGAGCACAUGCGCACCGUUUUGGAACGGCUACGACAAGCCAAGAUCAAUAUGAUGAGAGGCAAGGAGCUCGUCAGCGAUUGACCUUUUCUGGUUAUCAUCAUAACAGGUUUCAUUAUUGAUACCUGACAAGCUGGGGGCUUACCCCCCCCUCUCUCUCUCUCUCUCUCUCUCUCUCUCUCUCUCUCUCUCUCUCUCUCUCUCUCUCUCUNUCUCUCUCUCUCUCUCUCUCUCUCUCUCUCUCUCUCUCUCUCUCUCUCUCUCUCUGUGUGUGUCUGUGUGUCUGUGUGUGUGUGUGUGUGUGUGUGUGUGUGUGUAUGUACGAUAUAUACAUGUAGUUAUCCAUAUAGCAUAUGUGUGUGUGUAGUCUCUCUCCAGAUAUACCAGGUUGCCACUGUCUGCCCCAUUCCCACACCCUUUCUGUCUCUUGCUUGCGGCCUACGUUGGUGAUAUACAAGUACUAGACUGAAAAGGACAACAGAGAGCAAGUGCAACGAGCGUGGCACUUAGUUUGUCAUGCGGGGUUGGAGAUAAAUCCGUAGAGUUGUUACGUAUGCUCAAGCCUCAAAGCCCAAUGCCCCAAACUUUCGGAACUAUCUACGCCGGUGUAGACCAGAAGAGGUACGAAUUAUGCAGCUGCUGCCGACUCAUUUUGCUGUUUUUAAACAAGGUGAUCACCGAGUAUGGAACAUGACUGGCCGCUUCUCUCAUGGUUGAAGUGCUGUUUCAAGUUUUGAGUCAUGAAGGCAAGGGAACUUUGAAUGCAUGUUGUGUCUCUCAUUGGGUGCAAUCUAUUUUGGGGUGCGAGGAGAAGCAGUUUCCCUCUUGCUUGUCAUCGAGUCCCAAGGACUCGACGAAGCGAAGCUCUCUUCGCGCAUAUAUGCCUUUGAACGAAUGUAAGCCACCACUCCAUCCCUGGAUGGUGCGCUGACUGCAUUGUGAGUUGCUGAAAUUGAAUUUUAUUUAAUAGCAUGCCAGCUGAACGCCGUGAAUUGACAGCUGAACGUGGUCCUCUUCCUUCUACGGUGCACUUAGCCCCAACGAACACAUCUCCAUUCUUUUUGUGGGGAGCAGCACGCCCUGUGUGCUCACCUUCAGAAGGAAAGCUUUGGUGAAAGCAGCCUCUCCCAAAGACCUCCAGUUACGAAAGCCACAGGAAUAUUUGCCAUCAUCAGCCAGGCAAGGGCUCAUUACCCUGUUUGCUCACCUUUAGAAGGAAAGCUUUGGUGAAAGCAGGCUUUCCCAAAGACUUCCCGUUACGAAAGCAACAGGAAUAUUUGCCGUCAUCAGCCAGGCAAGGGCUCAUUAUCAGCAAGGGCGGUCCGUGCGUCUGCAAAACAAAUUUGCUGUCCACGC
Chara braunii is the source of this 12093-nucleotide messenger RNA. The record is from the annotation of a GenBank genome assembly. Lineage: Eukaryota; Viridiplantae; Streptophyta; Charophyceae; Charales; Characeae.